This is a messenger RNA of Paramecium tetraurelia, 1251 nucleotides long. RefSeq lists its product as uncharacterized. Lineage: Eukaryota; Ciliophora; Oligohymenophorea; Peniculida; Parameciidae. The transcript is spliced from 3 exons. The record is from RefSeq and is a predicted model, not a curated record.
AUGUAAAUGGAAUUAUAUAAAGAGAGGCAAUAAUCUAAUGAAAAUUCGAAUCAGCUUAAACCUGUGGAAGCAUUCUAAUCUUUAGUACAAUAUGUGAAUGAAUUGACUGAUAUAGUGAAUAAGAUUAAAGUAAAGAAUGAAGCUGAAUUCUUAAUUGCUUAUCAGAAUCACAUGAAAAAAAUCAAAGCUGAAUUGAAGGAAUUACGAAGUAAAAUGGAAGAACAAUUAGGCAUUCAAAAUUAGAAUAAUGUGAAAGUAACAAGCAGCGAUAACGAAUUAGUAAUAAACAGUUUAAAAAUUUAUUAGGUUUAUUUUAGAGAAGAAUGUCUGAAGUUAUACUAAAAGGUUGAAUUGAAAAAUAAAGAAGUCUAUGAAUUAAGGUUUAAAUUAUCAGAACUGCAGAAAUCCAACGAAUUCUUGGAAUCAUAAAUCAAGUCAUUAAUUAAAAAGGUUAAAUUAUAGGAAAUUGAUAAGGAAUUAUAACCAAACAUCCAAUUAGAUUAAACAUUUUGUACUACUACUCCUGCUAAUUAGCACAAAUUUUAAAAACGAAGGUUAACAGAUUAUCAAUCUAAAGUUGAUAUGAGCUCAUCCUUAUCUAAACAUCAUUAUUCCUCAAUUAAAGAAAUGUUUCCAGCAGAUGACUUGAAUAAGGAAAUCGUUAAAUAUGAGGAUAUUCUAGAUAAAAUCACUAAAUAUGUUACCAUUAUUGAAUAAAAAUACUAAAAUUAAAAUAGAAUCCUAAAUGAAAAAGUUUAGAAACUUCUAAUAUCUUAAAAUAAGAAAUGUGUAAUUAGAAGUGAAUUGGAAAACUUUUUUUUAGAGUGUGUAGAAACAGUAAGAAAAGAAGUUUAGAAAAAAAGACCUUUGGCUAAUUUUUAAUAAUAUCAAUCUUAUUUAGAUUCUGUGCAGGAUUACUCCUAGUUCUAUAAAGAAGAUAAAAUCAAGAUCUUAGAAUUAGUAGUUAGCAAUGAAAAGCUCUUAGUUUUUAUCUUCUAGAAGCUAUUUCCUAAUCACGUUAAUUUAGUUCUUUAAUCAAUAAAAGAGGAUACAAAUCUAAAAAGCUACUUAGAUCAAAAUCUUAAGAACUCCAUUCCAAAUCAUCAAAAUACUGAAGAGAUUAUUAAUUUAAAUUAACUAGUGACAAAUUAUAAGGUGGAAGCCUCUAAGACGGCAAGAGAAGUUAGAUCAGUGUCUUUAAAUAAAUAAUUAGAAGUGAGAAGAGGUAAAUUACUAUUUAAAUAAUUUUGA